UCGGGAACCGUCGUGAACGUAACGUGAAAUAAUGAAUUUUGUUGUUCUAGAAUAUGGGUGAAUAUGUGCAAUAAUUUAUUUAACAUUGAUGUGUAAAGUGCUGUGUUUUGAAUAUAUCUGUGUAUUUUAAGUGUAAAAAUGGCAUCGGAUAAGAUUAAAGUUGCUGUUCGGGUUCGACCCUUCAAUAGGCGAGAAUUGGAGCUGGGGACACAAUGCGUCGUGGAAAUGGAAGGGCAACAAACCGUUCUGCAAUAUCCUCAGUCAGCACACGACAAAGAAAGAAAACAACCAAAGACGUUCGCGUUCGACCACUGUUUCUACUCACUCGAUUCAGCGCUGCCCAACUUUGCGUCACAGAAGACGGUGUUCGAAUGUCUCGGCCGGGACAUCCUCGACAAUGCAUUCGAUGGCUACAAUGCCUGCAUAUUUGCAUACGGACAGACAGGCUCUGGCAAAUCGUAUACGAUGAUGGGCGCGCCGGGCGCCGACGAGGGUGGCAUCAUACCGCGCCUCUGCGACGCGCUCUUCGAGAGGAUUGCCAGGCAGCAGUCGCCGCCAGCACUCACAUAUAAGGUGGAGGUGUCGUAUAUGGAGAUCUACAACGAGCGCGUGCAUGACUUGUUGGACCCGGAGACGACGCGACGCUCGUUGCGCGUGCGCGAGCACGCCGUGCUCGGACCCUACGUCGACGGUCUCUCGCAACUGGCAGUCACAUCUUUUCAGGACAUCGACAACUUGAUGACGGAGGGCAACAAGUCACGUACUGUAGCGGCUACCAACAUGAACAGUGAGUCAUCGCGGUCUCACGCUGUGUUCAGUGUGGUGCUAACCCAGACAUUGACGGACGCGGCGACCGGAGUAUCGGGAGAGAAGGCGGCCCGUCUCUCUCUUGUGGACUUGGCUGGUUCAGAGCGCGCGGUCAAGACCGGCGCGGUCGGCGAUAGGCUUAAAGAGGGAUCUAAUAUUAAUAAAUCACUAACAACGCUCGGCCUGGUGAUAUCAAAGCUGGCGGACCAGUCGUCGGGCAAGACCAACCGCGACAAGUUCGUGCCCUACAGGGACUCGGUGCUCACUUGGCUGCUCAAAGACAAUCUGGGUGGCAACAGCAAGACUGUUAUGGUUGCGACGGUGUCCCCCGCGGCCGACAACUACGAAGAGACGCUGUCUACUUUGCGGUACGCGGACCGCGCCAAGCGCAUCGUCAACCACGCCGUCGUCAACGAGGACCCCAACGCCCGCAUCAUCCGCGAGCUGCGGCAGGAGGUCGAGGCGCUCAAGGAGAUGCUCAAACACGCCACGGGUUCACCUGUGGGCGAGGAUGUGCACGAGCAGUUAGCUCAAAGCGAGCACCUGAUGAAGGAAAUGUCGCGCACGUGGGAAGAGAAACUAGUUGAAACAGGUCGUAUCCAGAGCGAGCGGCAACAUGCGCUAGAGAAGAUGGGCAUCAGCGUGCAGGCGAGCGGCAUCAAGGUGGAGAAGAACAAGUACUACCUCGUCAACCUCAACGCAGAUCCCUCACUCAACGAACUACUCGUAUAUUACCUAAAAGACCGGACGCUAGUGGGCGCAGACAGAUCAGCAGACAUCCAGCUGUCUGGUCUGGGCAUCCAGCCGCAGCACUGCGAGCUGGUGCUGGAGGGCGGCGCGCUGCUGAUGGUGCCGCGGGUUGGAGCUCGCUGCUUCCUCAAUGGUGCGCCAGUCGCCGCGCCAGCACGACUCGGACACGGAGACCGCAUACUUUGGGGCAACCAUCACUUCUUCAGAGUCAACUGUCCCAAAGAUACAACGGCGGCCGCAUCGGAGCCGCAGACUCCCGCUCAGCCGAUAGACUACAACUUCGCACGAGACGAGAUCAUGUUGAACGAGCUCAGCAACGAUCCCAUACAGACCGCCAUCUCACGCCUCGAGCGACAACACGAGGAGGACAAGCAAGUGGCGCUGGAGAAACAGAGACAGGAAUACGAGCGCCAGUUCCAACAGCUGAGAAAUAUCUUAUCGCCCACAACGCCGUACCCGCCGUACUCUUACGACCCACUAAAACUUGGUAAGAUGAGCGCGUGCACGCCGACGACUGCGGCGCGCGUGGAGCGCUGGGCGGCCGAGCGCGAUGACACAUUCCGGCGCUCGCUGGGCCGGCUGAAGGCGGACAUACUGCGAGCCAACGCCCUCGUGCAGGAAGCCAACUUCCUCGCUGAGGAGAUGCAUCGCAACACACGCUUCGGUGUCACGCUGCAGAUACCGCCGCAGAAUCUCUCACCCAACCGCAAGCGCGGUGCGUUCGUGUCGGAGCCCGCUAUAAUGGUGCGUCGCGGUACGCGCGGCGGACAAGUGUGGUCUAUGGAGAAGCUCGACAACAAGCUCGUGGACAUGCGCGACAUGUACGACGACUGGCGCAGACGACAGCAGCGAGGCGAGCAGCAACCAGAAGAGGAGUCAUGCGACAAAGCUCUGGAUCCAUUCUACGAGUCUCAAGAGAACCACAACCUGAUCGGCGUAGCUAAUGUGUUCUUGGAGGCGCUGUUCCACGAUGUGACCCUCGACUACCACACGCCCAUCAUCAGCCAGCAGGGUGAGGUGGCGGGCAGGCUGCAGGUGGAAAUAAGCAGAGUGGCUGGUCAGUUCCCGCAAGACAGGAUCUGCGAGGCGGCGUCAGAUAGCUCCGGUGAUAUGCGAGACGACGACGAACUUGUCGACCAAGCUUCGCAGCAGGUGACGAUCCGUGUGUGCGUUAAACAGGCUACUGGUCUGCCGCCAUCGCUGUCGCACUUUGUCUUCUGUCAGUACUCGUUAUGGGGAGGCGGCGACCCCGUAGUGGUGCCGCCCCUCGUGCCCGACGCCCCGCCCCCCUCGCCCCGCACUGGCCCCGCCCCACGCACCGGCCCCGCCCACGCCAGCCACCUCACUGUGAGAUUCGAUCACAAGCGAGACUUUAAACUGCCUCUCACUGAAGAGUUUGUCGAACAUUGCGCUGAGGGUGCCCUGUCAAUCGAAGUGUGGGGCCAUCGUUCAGCGGGGUUCAGUCGGGCACGCGGCAGCUGGGAGGUGGAGCAGCGACAGCUGGCCAAGGCGCGCUCGCUGGCGGACCGCUGGGCCGAGCUCACUCGCAAGAUACAGCUCUGGGUAGAGAUACACGAGCUCAACGACAACGGCGAGUACGCGCCUGUCGAGGUGACUCAACGCAGCGACAUGGUGACUGGUGGUGUGUACCAGCUGCGGCAAGGCCAGCAGCGGCGCGUGGCGGUGCGCGUACGUCCCGCACACAACUCCGGCACUCUGCCCAUCAUCUGCCAGCACAUCGUCAGCGUCGAGCUCGGCUCCGUCACUGUCAGAUCGCGCCUACAGAAGCCCCUAGACUCGUACCAGGAAGAAGACUUGGCGGUGUUGCGGGAGAGGUGGAGCGAGGCGCUCGCACGACGUCGGCAACACUUGCACGCCCAGCUACAGAAAUUGGUGAACAUGUCUCCGUCGAUGAAGAGCGAACGCGAUAUGGAAAGGGAGCAGUCGCUCGUGGAGCAAUGGGUGUCGCUCACAGAAGAAAGGAAUGCAGUGUUGGUGCCAAGUCCCGGCAGCCCGAUACCUGGUGCGCCGGCCGCGUGGAACCCACCGCCCGGCAUGGAGCAACACAUACCUGUUCUGUUUUUGGAUUUGAAUGCGGACGACCUGAGCACACAUCCGUCUGGUGAAGAAGUGACAGUGGCGGGGCUGAACUCCAUCCUGCCCAAGGAGCAUGGACACCGCUUCUACGAGUUACACUUGCUGCACCACCACGACAAGGAUGUCGCCGCAGUCGCCUCCUGGGAUUCCUCCAUACAUGACUCGCAGUACCUCAACAGAAUAACCGAACCCAAUGAACGCGUGUACCUGAUUCUUAAGACGACAGUGCGUCUGUCGCACCCCGCGCCCAUGGACCUGGUGCUGCGCAAGCGGCUCGCUCUCAACAUAUACAAGCGGCAAAGCCUUACUGACAGGAUACGGAAGAAAAUUGUCAGGACGGACCAGCUGACGCAGACGGGUGUGACAUACGAGGUGGUGUCCAACAUUCCCAAGGCGUCCGAGGAGUUGGAGGAGCGCGAGAGCCUCGCACAGAUCGCAGCCACCGGCGAGGAGGCCAGCGCUGCAGACGGCGAGACCUACAUAGAGAAGUACACUCGCGGCGUGAGCGCAGUGGAGAGCAUUCUGACGCUGGACCGGCUGCGGCAGAGUGUGGCGGUGAGAGAGCUGGAGCAGGCGCGCGGACACAACCUCACCAUGCGCAAGACCGCCUCCGUACCCAACUUCUCACAGAUAAUGCGCUUGGAUUCGUCUCUGGAGUCGCUCUCCGGGCUGGGCAACGCACGGUCGGGUAGUGUCGCCGACCUGGCCGUUGAGCCACCGCGGAGACAUCGGCAUUCGUACGCAGCGCCUGCGCAUACACCUGCGCACGCGCACGACCCCGACCCCUGCACACCGCCUAAAUCCUUUGGACUCGCGUCCCCGGCGAGUGGUAAGUUGGCGCUGCGCAUGACGACACUGCACGAGGAGCCCGGACGCCGCAAUGAUGACGACUCACACUCCGAGCCGGAGUCCGCGCCCAAUGAUGAACUAUCCACCCCACGCUCACAUCGCACGCGCGGCCGCGGCUCGUCGCGCGGCUUCCUGCCCACCUCCAAGACGCUAGACUCGUUGCACGAGCUGGCCUGCGAGCGCGCGCCCAACAAGAACUCGCCCUCUAUAUCUUCCAGCGGAUAUGGUUCUCAAGCGGUAUCAUCAACAAAUCUAACGAACGACGACACCCUGUCGAUCCGCAGCAUGUCGGUCGACGACACACCGGACUUCGACAAGACGAUGGACUACUCGCAGUUCACUCGAACCAAAUCCUCCGUGCUCGGCCUAAAGAAUGAGAUCUCCGAACUUAGGAACGAUAUCACCGAACUAAAGAACGAUAUAGUCGAAUCAAAGAACGAAUUGAACGAUUCCACGUUCGAGAAAGCGAAGACGCCGGCUCUGACGCCGGUGCUGACGCCGGGCUCUCGGAAUCGCAUCAAUCCCUUCUUGAGAGAUUGUGAGGUCGCUCAGGAGGCGCAAAGCGAACAGCUGGUGGAUCCUUUAGGUGCCAUCCCGGUGGAAACUCAUACCAUACCAACUAGUCCCACUUCUAAGACUAUUGAAAAUACACAAGUAAAUGGCGACUCUACACACAACGAUACGCGCACUUCCUACGGAGAGCCAGAGGGCGAGGGAGAGGCGGAGUCGACGAGCUCGGAACCAUCGAGCCGCGGGGAGGGCAGCGAGGCAGGUAGCGCGGAGGGCAGUGCGGAGGCGUCCUCAGUCGGUGAUAGUGACUCGGCCGGUCCGGACGCACCCGUCUCCACGCAGCUACCCGCAGGAAAAGUGGUGCGGCGGCGUGCGGGCGGCAGUGCGCGUGCGGCGGCGCGUGCGUCCUACCCCGCAGCACGGCCGCGCUCCGCCGUAGAGCCGGUCACUAGUGUGCGCCCGCUCGAUGACACGCCCGCCUCCUCCACUGAGCGCAUCGGUGAUGAAGAGUGUAUGGAGAGCGGCAAGACGUACGCGGCGCCGGAGUGGCUGUCGCUGGGCGAGAGCGUGCAGCUGCGGCUGAGCGCGGGCACGGGCGUCGUCGCCUACGUCGGGCCUACGCACUUCGCCCACGGACUCUGGGUCGGCGUUGAACUUGACGCGCCUAUUGGUAAGAACGAUGGGUCUGUGGGUGGUACGCGGUACUUCACGUGUCGGGCGCGGCACGGCAUCUUCGUGCGGCCCGACAAGUUGGUGCAGGACAGGCGAGGUCGCAGCGCACGCGCAUUCCGCGACGCAGAGCUACGCCGCGCCAACAACAAGGUUGACGGUGUUCACAAUUUACACCGGUCUCGGAGUCGCGGCGAGAGCAUAAACAUGCUCGGUACUAAAACUCGGAGUAAAUAAAUACCAACAGUCAACAGUCAACAGUCAACAGUCAUGGACAUUACUCCAUAUCCCUCCAAACCCCCCAACACCCCACUUUGCACCCAUUUUGCAUUAUGGUGCUUUAUUACCCCCUGUAUAAUUUAUCGUAUAUAUAAUCAUGUGAUGUUAUUAAGUGGGCAAAGCAAUAACUGUAUGCCGUUGUAUUUUUUUUUUUUCAAUUAUGUUAAACGACUUAAUUUUGUUGAAAGAAACGAAUCCCCUCGAGUUUGUUGAAUGCUCAAUAAUCAUACGAUGGUGGGACGUUUCAGCGUAUAUCUCGACACACUACUACAUUACUACACGUGUACCAUAACAUGAUACUUGUAAAUUAUUCAAAUGAAUAACUAUUUAUUGUAUGUAUUACUAUAGAAUGCGAUAGUGUCUUCGUUAGUGCUCUGACGUCACAGUUGACAAGUAUCAUUUUUUUGUGCACUGGUAGUAUUAUAUUUAGUGUUGCAUUAGUAGUUAUUUUAAUGUAAUAUCAUAAUAAUUUUUAUUCAUUGACCGUUUAUAGAAGUAAUUGUGUAUA
Molecule: messenger RNA, 6469 nt
Organism: Papilio machaon (common yellow swallowtail)
Lineage: Eukaryota; Metazoa; Arthropoda; Insecta; Lepidoptera; Papilionidae
Gene: Khc-73
Product: kinesin-like protein KIF13B
Exons: 36
Coding region: 139-5919 (1926 amino acids)
Biological process (GO): microtubule-based movement; cytoskeleton-dependent intracellular transport
Cellular component (GO): microtubule; kinesin complex
Molecular function (GO): ATP hydrolysis activity; ATP binding; microtubule motor activity
Source: RefSeq, a predicted model, not a curated record